Molecule: messenger RNA, 810 nt
Organism: Mesocestoides corti
Lineage: Eukaryota; Metazoa; Platyhelminthes; Cestoda; Cyclophyllidea; Mesocestoididae
Source: the annotation of a GenBank genome assembly
UAUGGCAUAUCGGGCCCUGUGUGGUACUUCAUCGGGGCUAUCACUCCACUCUGCCUGCUUGGCAUCCUCCUGACACAGUUUCGAACUCGAGCUCCAGGAGCUAGGAUCUUCCCUCAAUUAAUGCUUGCCCGAUUCGGGAAGCGUGUUCACCUCUUAUUCUGCAUUUUAACAAUCCUCAACAACAUCUCUAUCAUUACUUCUGUGGUCAACAGUGAGUUUAUCUAUGUUUGCCAGAUAGUUCUAAAUGAAUUGCCAAAAAGUUGCGUAGUUGGAGCAUUCGGGAGCUUUGUCAUGGCCCUGUAUUGGGACAAUCUCACGGAACCCGCCGUUUUCAUCGGAAGCUUGAUGAGCUCAACUCUGGCCGUAACGACGUGGUUCACUUUAAACCUCCUGCACAAAUACUGGGCGGAUUUUCCUCUCAAUAUAACAGAAGUCGGUAUUGUGUCAGACUCUUUCGGCAUCCUUUGCAGCUUCAUGUUGCCUGCAGCCAUUGUCUUUGCUACCAAAAUAAACAAACCAGACAGCUUUACCAUGGAAGAGACACAACUUACGUGGAAACGCACGCUACAGCUUGGGGACCCCAUUAAUCCGUGGAUGCAUACUUAUGCACAGACGUUUAGAUUUCCCCUGUCACAAUCAAGUCAGCUUACAGUGGCGCAGGUGAAUGCAGCCAUGCAGCCCUCUAGAAGAGUAGCGGCAGUGGGGACUGCCCUGUACUUUGCGCUCUUCACGCUUUUACUCGGGCUUGGGUGCAUUCCAGAGACACUGAGCUUGGAUGGAUUUCGAGCAUGGGUAGGAACUGGCAUCUGA